Messenger RNA from Hypoxylon trugodes, 959 nucleotides. RefSeq lists its product as uncharacterized. The record is from RefSeq and is a predicted model, not a curated record. The transcript is spliced from 5 exons. Lineage: Eukaryota; Fungi; Ascomycota; Sordariomycetes; Xylariales; Hypoxylaceae. Bases 106 to 537 code for a protein of 143 amino acids.
CUCCACCGCAACUAACUCACCAUUAGCAUCUACUCCAGGACUUAUAGAAUGCGACCGUUCUAUAUACACUACUGCUGAGUUCUCGUGCAACAAUUGAGGGGCCAAAUGGCCACGACACCGCGCGAGUGUCGCGAUUACCCUCCCGACGACUACCACACUCCCUCGUUUCCAUCCCUCUGCUGGCCUUAUGCGAACAAUUAUUGCGCUCUAUAUACCGUUUGGGAUUCGUGGCGAUUCACCCUGCUCUGGACUCUGAUACUCUACGCCCUUUUCCAUCUGGGCGCGGCGGGUAUUGCAUUGUCUGUGCAAAUCGGGAAACCGGGAUCGGUAUGGAAGUACUUGCUAGCUGUGCCGGCCAUCUACGCCUUGGUUGCAGGAGCUGAGGCUUUGUUUACCGGGAGCAUCGUCGGGUUAAUACUUGGCGCUGUCUACAUUUCCGGAUGCUACCAGAUGCCGACUUGGAUACCAUUUAUAUGGGGAUGGAUAAAUGUUUUGGUUUUGAUCGUUUCAUCCUUCACCAUACAAGGAGGCCUUUGAGGCGCGAAGCUGUAUGAUAAUAGGACGAUUUUACGGAUCCUAAGGGUAUCAUUUGCCCUAACAUCAGUACGCGAGAAAGUCAAUACACACUCCAGACCGAAUUUUUGGGUCCUACACAACCUGAUGCGAUAGCCGCUACUGAGGGAAUAGCUCAGAAUAUACAUAAUCUAGGUGUUGAGGGGAUUGAGGUUUCAAAUCUCUGACUUGUCUUGCGCUUAUCGACCCUUUUAUCAUAAAGCUUGAUGCUCCUGGGUAAACAUACCAACAUGACGAUAAUUAGUUAAAACCAAUUGGAUAUGAUUGUGGUAAUCUUGCUAAUACUAGCCAGCCUCAUGAAUUUUGAAUACCUAGGUAGUUAGGACUCAACGGAAGCUUCUGUGAUACGUCAUCAUAUCCGAUGUACCUUUUCUGCAGGUAUCACA